AUAAUUACGAAAGGUAAACAAAAAUAUGUCUUCUGUGAUGGUUAUGCUCGAACUAACCUUAAACAAUAUUAUUACAAUAAUAUUAUAUAACAAAUUUGGUGGGAGUGAGAUAAACUGGCGUAGAACACUUGAUAGUUGUAGUGAAUUAAAAAUAUCGGCCGUUAAUUUAUGUGAAAACAAAUAUAAUUUCGUUAUUCAAUGUUUUAAGCGACGUCAGAAACCUGAACUUUGUUCAGGAAGUUAAUUUAACUUUACGCCGAGGAGUUCAAGGCGAUAGUUCUACAGUGGAAUAGUAAUGUGUACCGUGGCUUUAAGACGUUCGUGGCACAAGAAGUGGCCCAAAUUAUGGCGUUCUUACAGCUCUUCGAAAUCUGCUGUGGAAUUUUCAUGGCAAGAUCCCUUGAACCUGGAGUUGCAGCUGACGGAGGAUGAAGUGAUGAUGCGCAAUUCUUUUCGCAGUUAUUGCUCGGAAAAGCUUUUGCCGAGGAUCGUCGCUGCCAACAGAAAUGAAGUGUUCGACAGGGACAUCAUGCGCGAGCUGGGAGCCGUGGGGGCCCUGGGCUGCACCAUCCAGGGCUACGGCUGUGCUGGGGCCUCGAGCGUGGCGUACGGCCUGCUGGCGCGCGAGGUGGAGCGGGUGGACAGCGCCUACCGCUCGGCGCUCAGCGUCCAGUCCUCGCUCGUCAUGCACGCCAUCCACGCCUACGGCACGGAGGAGCAGAGGAGCCGCUACCUGCCACAGCUAGCUCGAGGAGAUAUGAUUGGUUGUUUCGCUCUCACAGAGCCCAAUCACGGCAGCGACCCACAGGGCAUGGAGACCACGGCCAAGUAUUCGUCUUCAACCAAGACCUACACUCUCAAUGGCAGUAAAACUUGGAUCACGAACGCGCCGAUUGCAGACGUGAUCGUGCUGUGGGCAAAGUGCGAGGACGGGAAGAUACGAGGCUUCCUGGUGGACAGGGCCGAGGCGAAGGGCUUGUCCACUCCCAAGAUUCAGGGCAAGUUCUCGCUGCGUGCCUCGGAAACAGGCAUGGUGUUGCUGGACGAGGUCCGAGUCCCGGAGAGUGCCUUGCUGCCGAACGUUUCGGGACUGAAGGGGCCCUUCGGCUGCCUGAACAACGCGCGGUACGGCAUCGCGUGGGGGGCGCUGGGCGCGGCGGAGGCCUGCCUGGCCGCCGCUCGGACCUACACCCUGGACCGGGUGCAGUUCGGCCGCCCGCUCGCCGCCAACCAGCUGGUGCAGAAGAAGCUGGCGGACAUGGCGACGGAGAUCGGCGUCGGCCUGCAGGCCUGCCUGCAGGUGGGCCGGCUCAAGGACAAGGGCCUGGCCCCGCCGGAAAUGGUGUCCCUGGUGAAGCGCAACUCGGCGGGCAAGGCGCUGGACAUCGCGCGCGUGGCCCGGGACAUGCUAGGGGGCAACGGCAUCUCGGACGAGUACCACGUCAUCCGGCACGUCAUGAAUCUCGAGUCCGUCAACACGUACGAAGGUACUCAUGACAUACACGCACUCAUCUUGGGAAGAGCUAUUACUGGAAUUGCAGCAUUUAAAUGACACGAGAACAUAUGUGCAAUGCUACGUGGUGUUUGUAAGUAAGAUCUUUUACACACAAAAUGGGUUUGGUAUGAUGUUUAAAUUUGUAUUUUAUUAAAUUCUUGUUGCUGGUACUUGAACAGCGCAAGGUGAUUUUAUAUGAAUAGCUACACUUUACUUUGUUUUGAAUUGUUAUUGAAGUUAAAAAUUGUUAUGGCCAAUGUUCUCCACUUGCUGUAUGAUCUAUGUAUUGAUAAAAUUUAUUUUUACUAAUUGUACAAAUAAAA
Molecule: messenger RNA, 1818 nt
Organism: Bacillus rossius redtenbacheri
Lineage: Eukaryota; Metazoa; Arthropoda; Insecta; Phasmatodea; Bacillidae
Product: glutaryl-CoA dehydrogenase, mitochondrial
Exons: 9
Coding region: 296-1552 (418 amino acids)
Biological process (GO): fatty acid beta-oxidation using acyl-CoA dehydrogenase; fatty-acyl-CoA biosynthetic process
Cellular component (GO): mitochondrial inner membrane
Molecular function (GO): flavin adenine dinucleotide binding; fatty-acyl-CoA binding; glutaryl-CoA dehydrogenase activity
Source: RefSeq, a predicted model, not a curated record